AUGUUCUCGACUCGGUUCACUGUUCUCAUCGUUCUUCUCGCCAUCGUCGCCGUCACUUUGGUGCACUCGCGCAACAUCCAAUACGAAUUUGACGACGCUUCUGCGGAGGCGUUCCGAUACCCGCAAUGGGCCGAGAUGCCGCAUAAGCGUGUGCCAUCCGCCGGCGAUAUGAUGGUGCGCUUCGCAAAUCAUAUAUUCGAGUUGGUUGCCUUUUAUGGAAUGGCUAGGACCCUUCAAAGAAUCCCGACAAUCUAUAUCACUUCAAAACGGGGCGCACAACGUCUUGAAUAUGUUGAGCAAGUGAUGCCAGGUCUCAUAAUGAAAUUUAAAGUCGAGUUUGACACAAUUCCAAGACAAGCUGAAAAUCUGGAAUUUGGUGCAAAUUGCUGCCAGUACUACAACAUUGACGGGUACCUUGGAAGAUCAAUUCCCGUUCUGCGACUUACCGGCAAAUAUCAUCAAAGUUUCAAAUAUUUCGAGAAGUACAAGGAUGAGAUUUUGAAUUUCGUCGCGGGACCCAAACAAUUCAAAACACUUCCAAUGUCAAGCUCCUCCAAUUUCAUAUCCUGCAUCCACGUGCGUCGUGCCGAUUUUGUGUCACCCAAUCGACAUUCAACAGAUUUCACGCGCGCCGCGUGGAAAGCAUUCACGCGCGCCGCGUGGAAAGCCAUUCGACAGCAUUCGGCAGCUCGCGAAUACCUCACAGUUGCAACACAUUUUAUUCUCAUGGUUACCGUAGAAGCUUUAGAGUCGCAUGUCUCUAAUAGUGCCAAACCUGCUCCAUUGAACACCACAAUUUGGAUAUCUGGCAACUCGCCAACCGACGAUUUGAUCUACUCGCGCUACAAUUGCGACUCCCUGCUGAUCACAGCGCCUUCUUCAACAUUCGGAUGGUGGUUGGGCUAUAUUUCAAAAGGACAGACGGUUUAUUAUAUGGAUAUUCAGCAAACUAACGAUGAAGUUUAUAAAACCGGAGAAAUGAUUGUCGACGAUUUUUUCCCGUCAAGAUGGUUCAAAAUGCAGUACAAUAAUGGGGAAAUUGUGAUACGCAUUUAA
Molecule: messenger RNA, 1056 nt
Organism: Caenorhabditis bovis
Lineage: Eukaryota; Metazoa; Nematoda; Chromadorea; Rhabditida; Rhabditidae
Source: the annotation of a GenBank genome assembly